Bursaphelenchus okinawaensis is the source of this 2513-nucleotide messenger RNA. NCBI's taxonomy places the organism in Eukaryota, Metazoa, Nematoda, Chromadorea, Rhabditida, Aphelenchoididae. The record is from the annotation of a GenBank genome assembly.
AUGGUGUUCACCUCACCUUGUGCCCCUACUCCCUCACCAACCAAGCCAGUUCAUGAAUGGAUGUUCGACUACUUGAAGAAAAACCAAGAAGAACGACCAGAUCAGCCAAUGUUUAUCGACUACUACACCAAAGAAGAAACAUACCCCCAAGACAUUAUUGACCGUACUAAAAUACUAGCCAAAUUUUUGGUUUCUAGAAACUUUAACAAAGGCGAUAGCAUAAUGGCAGCAGUUGAAAAUGGCUGGGAAUAUAUUUGUAUGAAUUUGGCCACAGCUGCGAUUGGUGGCGCUAUUAGUGGUGCUAAUGUGGCUUAUACUGAACGUAAGAUACAUUCUAAUCAAAUUUAUAAAAAAAGCCUUUUUUACGUUGCAAGUUAAAGUCAAAAUUGCAAACUUGAAUUAUUGAAAUAAAAUUCCGUAUUUUACAAUAAUUUUUAAGAUGAACUUACGCAUCAAGCUCGUCUGUCAUCAUGUAAAAUCGUACUAUGCCAAGACUAUGUAGUUCAAAAAAUACUCAAUAUACUAGACGACUGUCCUGAUAUACACGUAAGUCAGCUUUAAAACCAAAAAGACUAGUAUUCAAAAAAUAUCAAAUUUUACCUUAAAAAUUUUAGACAAUCGUCCAGAUUGGUAAAAACGUCCCCAAAACCAACAAAAACGUCACCCUAAUUUCAAUACAUGCCAUAAUAGCCGACGAAACAUAUAUCAACGACAAUGAUCUCCCCCAAGUCAAUAUAAACCUAACAGAAGACGUAUUUUCCCUGCCAACAUCAAGUGGUACUACUGGUCUACCUAAAGGUGUCAAACUGACACAUUAUGCCAACGUGUUUGCCGUUGAAAACUUUGGUCGGUUCUUGACUGAAGAAGUAGGAAAGAAGAUAGAAAAAGACUGGGAUUGGAGGAAUGAAACCUGUUUGCUGGCACUGCCAAUGGGAUUUGGCUAUGGACAAUGUGUUGCCAGUUGUUGUAUGAUGAAUGGUACUAGAGGCAUUAUGAUUAAAGGCGCAAAUACUAAAGAUGUUGCUGAUGCUAUCGAUAAGUAUAAUGUGAGUUUUGCUUUGUACUACUCAACCAUUUUAGGUCUCCAUCUACUUCAUGGCUCCGAUGAUGCUAAUCGGUCUACUGCAUCACAAAAAACAGAAUCCAGACAGUUUGAAGAGUUUAAAAAUUGUUGUAUCAGCCGGUGGUCCAAUAAAAGAACAAGUAGCUACUGCCAUUGAAAAAUACUUUUACUAUGUCCCAUUCGUUGGUCAACUCUAUGGUACUACCGAAACAAUGUGCAUAGCAUCUCAUGACGCUAGGGAUAAGAAUCCCUUGGCUUCUGUGGGGAGACUUAUGCCAAAUGUGGAGCUUAGGGUAAGAUGCUUUAUAAAGACCAUAAAUAUUUGUCUUGCCUAGCAAUAUGAAGGUCCUACAGCAAUAUAAAGGCGUUCUUUGGCCAAAAAUAAAGUAAAAACUAAAAAAAAUAUUAAAAAACAUAACUAAAAAGCCUUUUUUACCUCCGACUAUCCUGUUUUCUAAAAAUUUACUUCAAAAACAUACAUAAAUGUAUAAAUCAUACCUAAAAUUCCAGAUAAUCGACUCCAACACCAAUACCGAAUUAGGCAUCAACGAACCAGGCGACAUUCAAGUAAAAGUGUCGAGCUCUGCUCCAGGUUAUAUCAACAAUCCUGAAGCCAACAAAGAGUUGUACACUUCGGAUGGCUUCCUUGAUAUCGGAGAUGUCGGCUACAUUGAUGAGAAAGGCUUUCUAUACCUGGUUGAUCGUAAAAAGGAGAUGCUCAAAGUUGGUGGACGUCAAGCUUCGCCUUCUGAACUCGAAGAUAUUCUAAUGACGCAUCCUUUGGUUCAGGAUUGUGCCAUUGUUGGUAUGCCUGAUCCAUUGACUGAUCAGAGAAUUACUGGCUUUGUUGUUAGAAGAGAUCAUAGUUUGACUGAAGAGGAGUGCUUGAAGUUGGUUAAUUGUAAGUUGUACGAAAAGUUUAGUGAGGCAUAUGAAGGCUAUCUCAAUUCUAAGCAAGACAUUUCAUAGAUUUGAGACCAGCCAUUUCAUAAAGCAAACAAAUUUAUAUGCCAAUAUAAAGGUAGAUGAAUAGUCAAAGAACUUACGUUGUUCAGAAAAAUGUCCACAUAAGAAAAACAAACAGUUGAUAUCCAGCUUAAUCAAUUGCUUUCAUUAUGACAGUCUUUAUAACUAAGGUACGAUCAAGAACAACAGAAAAAGUAACAGAACAUAUAACAUGACGAACAUUUUGCAGCAAACACGGCAGAAAUUUUACUUUUCAACCCAUUGAAUUAAAAUUUUGAUAAUUUUUAACAACCUUUAAAAUUUUUACUUCAGUGUUUAGUACAAAACUUCAUACCUAAUAUUUUACUAAUUUUCAGCCAAAGUAAGCGAGUUCAAGCAAAUCACUGGCGGAAUCCACUUUAUGGACGCCAUUCCUCGAAAUGCAAAUGGAAAAAUUUUAAGACGAAAAAUUAAAGAAAACUUCGUUGAAAUUGCAACCAAAUGA